Molecule: messenger RNA, 2535 nt
Organism: Ananas comosus (pineapple)
Lineage: Eukaryota; Viridiplantae; Streptophyta; Magnoliopsida; Poales; Bromeliaceae
Product: nuclear poly(A) polymerase 3
Exons: 10
Coding region: 280-2022 (580 amino acids)
Cellular component (GO): nucleus
Molecular function (GO): poly(A) RNA polymerase activity; RNA binding
Source: RefSeq, a predicted model, not a curated record
AAAUUGAACGAAGAUCCUACGUGGCCCAACUCAGCCCACCAAUUUUCAAACAUCUCACCGAACUAUCUCGAAUUCCGCGAAUUGUGGACUGAUUCGCGAAAUUCAAAUUUUCUUGGGUCCUCUCGUUAUUUUUUUUUUUCCACGGGUACCCACACUUCCAUAUAAACCCUUCGUCCCGAUAUUUUAUUAUUCUUCCCACCACUGUACGCGAUCGUUGUCAUCACAACCAUUCCCCUCCAAACCCUCCGAUCGCCCAAUCCCGAGCGUCCGCUCCCGUGUAUGGCAUAUGCGCACCACCCGAAUCAUCGAAGGAUCGUCGUCCCCGCGCGGCAGUCCCUGAUCGAGCCCGGAACCCUAACCCUACCCGCUCCUCCUCCUCCGCCGCCGCCGCCGCCGCCGCUGCCGCUGCCGCCGAUCGUCUAUGUCCAGGUCCCCUUCUCCGCCCUCGGAAACCCUAGCAAUCGGUAUCAUGCGCCGUUCCCGGCGAAUCCGACGGUGGCCGUCCCCGGUCCCGUGUUGUUGCGCUACGAUCCCGCGUUUUUGAUCCAAAUGGAUGACGAGAGGACUCGAUCGCUGCUUCGGUUUAUGGCUAAUGAGGGUCUCGAACCUUCUCCGGAGGAGGAGAUGAAGAGGAAAGAAGUUAUCAAUCAGCUUAAAAAGAUAGUUUUGCACUGGAUCAAAAAGGUUGCAUGGCAGCAUGGUCUUCCCAAGGAAUUGAUUCGUAGUACAAGUGCGACAAUUUUGGCGUAUGGUUCAUAUGGCCUAGGAGUUCAUGGACCUGAAUCUGAUAUUGAUGCACUAUGUAUUGGGCCUCACUUUGCGUCGCUAGAAGAGGACUUUUUUGUUGUUUUGCGAGAGAUGUUUGAGAGGAUGCCAGAAGUAACAGAUAUUCACUGUGUCAAGAAUGCUAAAGUUCCGUUAAUGCGCUUCAAAUUCAAUGGAAUUUCAGUUGAUUUUCCCUAUGCCCAACUUCAAGUUGUCUCUGUUUCUGAGAACAUAAAUAUAUUUGACCCCCUUUUACCAACAAAAGUUGAUGAGCCUAGCUGGAGAAGUCUGUCUGGAGUGCGUGCCAACACUCGGAUUCUUCAAUUAGUGCCUCAUUUAAAGAAUUUUCAGGCUUUGUUAUGUUGCAUUAAACUAUGGGCAAAAAGACGUGGAGUUUAUUGUCAUUUAUUUGGCUUCUUCGGUGGGAUUCAUUGGGCGAUACUUGCAGCUUACAUUUGUGAAAAGCACCCUAAUGCAAGUGUUAAUACUCUCUUGACUGUUUUCUUUGAGACCUUUUCUCAGUGGCAGUGGCCCAAGCCAGUAAUUCUCCAAGAUCGAUCAAUUCCAUACAGAGAUCCUGAUGGCCGCUCUCUUAUGCCUAUUAUGAUGCCUUGUAGUCCUUUUGAAUUUUGCAAUUCCAAUGUCACGAGAAGCACCUUUAACAAAAUUAGGACCGAAUUGCUGCAUGGUUAUGUUUUGACAAGGAAUCCCGGAAGGGUGGAUUUUGAGUGGAAUUGUCUGUUCGAAGUGUAUCCUUAUGCAACACAUUAUGCUUAUUUCCUUCGGAUUUUCCUUGCUGCUCCUACUGUUGACGAAUUAAGCGAUUGGGUUGGAUGGGUGAAAUCACGCAUUCGCAGUCUUCUUCUCAAGUUAGAGAGCAUGCAGAUACACUGCGACCCGAACCCAACCGAGUAUGUGGAUCAUAACAUCGCUGAGCCUAACACUGUGUUUUACUGGGGGCUAUCUAUCAAAAGAGGCACCUUCAUCAACAUCAAUUCAGUCAAAGAGGACUUCAUGAGAAGUCUCAACAACGAACAUUACAGCGAGGAAAGAGUCAGCCGCUAUAAGCUGAAAUUGUCGCUUGUUGACUCCUUCCGGCUUCCCAAAAGCAUGCGAUCUGUAUCGGGUGGGUGCAAAGCUUGCCAGAGAAUAUUUGAUCCAAUUCAAUGGAGAAAACCUAUGUACUCGCAGUGUUGGCCGCACUACCUUGUUGGUUACGCAGCAACAGAUAGAGAAUAUCAGGAUGCUGUUGGGUGAGAAUGUUUUAUCCUUCUCCGUUGGGUUUGCACUUUUUAGUUUUGUGGUUUGAGUGGGGAAUUCGCCAUUUGGGCCCGAAGUAUAUGGCAAAUUAGUCUUUUCUAGGAUUUUGCCGUUCGGGAUAUUAAUGUUUUUGUGGGUUGCAUGUGUAGAGAGAGAGCGAGAGAGCAUGCAAAGAGUUCUACAAUUUAGGCUGAAAUACAGUAUGCAUUUUGGGGUUCGGUGCUGACAGAACCUUGUGAAAUGACCGGCUUGUUGUAGAAUGCAAGUUCUCUCGGUCUUUUUAUGCGCAAUUACUAUUUUACCCAGAGAAUAAAAAUGUACAUACAUGAUUUUUACUGUAUUAUCCAGAGAAUAAAAUGUGUGUGUAUAUAUAUUUCAAGGAUUAUAUACAAGUAUGUGAUAUAUCCAAGGAAGGCAACUGUAUUCUAGCCUCAAUUUUCACUGGUAUUGCCAUCAAACUGUAUUUAUUUAUUUUAUUCCAGGGUUAAUAAAUCCAGUAAAAACUGCUAA